Molecule: messenger RNA, 9204 nt
Organism: Sturnus vulgaris (Common starling)
Lineage: Eukaryota; Metazoa; Chordata; Aves; Passeriformes; Sturnidae
Gene: PITPNM2
Product: phosphatidylinositol transfer protein membrane associated 2
Biological process (GO): phospholipid transport
Cellular component (GO): cytoplasm
Molecular function (GO): metal ion binding; phosphatidylcholine intramembrane carrier activity; phosphatidylinositol transfer activity
Source: RefSeq, a predicted model, not a curated record
GCAGUCCUUUCUCCUGGCCUCCCCAUCCCUUGACAGAAGGGGUCCUGCCUGGUGUUCCCGAACAACCUUGGGCUCUAUCAUGGAGCGUGUUGCUGCUGUCCUACGGCUACAGCAUGAACAGCUCCAGCUUUUUGCCCAGCUGAGGGAGGGUUAAAUCCCUUCCUUCACCUCCUCCCCAGACUCUCCUGCUUCACUGAAGGAGCAGAAGCACAGAGUGUGCUGAGGUGCCCGGGCUGGGAGCAUCAUUCAGAGGAGUGCCCUGCUCAGUCAGCCACACGAGUCAGUCCUGUCACAUUUCAAGCUUAAAUCCCACGACUGAGGUGAAGUCUAUUUAAACUGUGUAUUUAAGCAAAACAAAAAGUUUCUUCAUGUGUUGGUACCUGCUCUAAAGUGAGAGCUUCCAUCUUCUCCGUGCUCUGUGCGUCUGGAAGCUGCUAAGUGGGAAUUGGAUGUCAGGAGGCGUUUUCAGCCUUUGAAGACAUAAUCUGGGAGUGCUCAGCUCUGAACAGGACAGUGGCAAUAGAUCAGCCUGUGUGGACAUGAGGAUGUGAAUAGGCGGGUGUUUGAGGGCAUGUCAGAAUAUCAGUGGCUGUAGGACUCCUUAUCCCCCCCCGAUGGCACCGAUUCCUGCUCCGUGCCCACAUCUUUUUGCUCGUGCUGUAUUUUUAUCGCGUGGUUUAUUUUUGUCGUGACUGCCUUGUGCUCCCGAGUAACACAAGACGACUGACUGCCUUACAGAGUUCAGCACUGGCUUCUGGGCCAGGGGUUUCCCCGCCUUCCCCCCCAGUGUUGAAUAGGAGACUGCUGUUCGCAGCCCUUUUCCCUGUUUUCCUGGGGCAGACCUCGUGCCGCCGGUGGCUGAUGGAUCUCGGAGUGCCUGGUUAUUCUGACAGGAUGUUGACACAUGUGGACCAACAGUGACAUCCUUUUUCAGCAAUGCUGUCUUUGCUCCCUCCUGCAUUCAGAAGCAUCUAGAGAGAUUUUUUGCAGAAGGGAUCCUCGAUGCAUUUCCUUGCCAUUAUUUAAGGAGCCUUUACUAAAAGCUUUUGGAUUGUGUUUCUGAGCAGACAAGAGAUUUUUGUAUCCAAAAUGCUCAUAAAGGAAUAUCGUAUUCCUCUUCCGAUGAGCGUGGAAGAAUAUCGCAUCGCCCAGCUCUACAUGAUCCAGAAAAAGAGCAGAGAGGAGACAUGUGGGGAAGGCAGUGGAGUGGAGAUCCUGGAGAACAGGCCCUACGUGGAUGGCCCGGGGGGCAGUGGGCAGUACACUCACAAGGUUUAUCACAUCGGGAUGCACAUCCCCAGCUGGUUCCGCUCCAUCCUGCCCAAGGCAGCUCUGCGCGUCGAGGAGGAAUCCUGGAACGCUUAUCCUUACACAAGGACCAGGUACACGUGUCCUUUUGUGGAGAAAUUCUCUAUUGAUAUUGAGACGUACUACAAAACUGACCCAGGAGACCAUAACAACGUGUUCAACCUUUCUGCUGCAGAAAAAAGACAAACCAUUUUAGAUCCUAUUGAUAUUGUUAAAGAUCCUAUCCCUCUCCAUGAGUACAAAGCUGAGGAGGAUCCAAAGCUGUAUAAAUCAGUGAAGACUAAAAGAGGGCCCCUCUCAGAAGAUUGGAUUCAAGAGUACAAGAACAACCCUGGGAAAUACCCCAUCAUGUGUGCAUAUAAACUGUGUAAAGUGGAGUUCAGAUACUGGGGGAUGCAGUCGAAAAUCGAGCGCUUUAUCCACGAUGUUGGCCUGCGGAAGGUCAUGGUCCGGGCCCACCGCCAGGCCUGGUGCUGGCAGGACGAGUGGUACGGGCUCACCAUUGAGGACAUCCGGCAGCUGGAGAAGGAGGCCCAGCUGAUGCUGGCCCAGAAGAUGGCCCAGUUCUGUGGUGAGAAUGACUCAGAGCAGCACGGUGUCAAGGACACUCCUGGGGAAAAGGACGUGGAGCCCAGCACGGGGUCACCUGCCGACACCGAGGACGCCUCUGCGAACAGCGACGCGGCCUCCGGCAGGUCCCUCACCAAGCAAUGGUCCACCUCCUCCAAGUCCUCACGCUCUUCAAAGAGAGGAGCAAGUCCCUCGCGCCAUAGUAUCUCCGAGUGGAGGAUGCAGAGCAUUGCCAGGGAUUCAGAUGACAGCUCAGAUGAUGAAUUCUUUGAUGCACAUGAGGACUUGUCUGACAAUGAGGAAAUGUUCCCGAAAGAAAUAACCAAAUGGAGUUCCAACGAUCUGAUGGAUAAAAUUGAAACCCCCGAAUGCGAUGAUGUCCAGGGUGACCUGUACCAGGAGACAUCAGCAGAGUACAACGUUGGCUCCAGCGUGGAGAGGCUCAGCAUCAUUGAGGAUGAAUCAGUGCAGCCAUUAAUGCAGCCAAGUAAAAUCCAUGUCUUGCUCUUGGUCCUCCAUGGAGGGAACAUCCUGGACUCAGGAAGUGGUGACCAGAGCUCCAAGCAAGGGGAUGUGAACACCAUCACAACUGUGUUUGACACAGUGAUGAGGGUGCAUUACCCAGCUGCUCUGGGACACAUUGCCAUCAAACUUGUCCCUUGCCCAGCCAUCUGCUCCGAAGCUUUUUCCCUGGUGUCCAGCCUCAGCCCAUACAGUUAUGAUGAGGGCUGCCUGUCCAACAGCCAGGAUCACAUUCCCCUGGCUGCGCUCCCCCUGCUCGCCACGUCCUCACCGCAGUACCAAGAAGCCGUGGCCACUGUCAUUGUCAGAGCCAACCAGGCCUACAGUGAGUUCAUCAAAUCCCAGGAGGGCACCUCCUUCAACGGCCAGGUGUGCUUGGUAGGGGACUGUGUUGGAGGGAUCCUGGGAUUUGAUGCCUUAUGCUACAGCAAUCAGACGGUGUCCGAAAGCCAGAACAGCAGUCGGCGAGGGAGUGUUGUGAGUGUCCAGGAUACCGACCUUCUGUCUCCUGGAAUAACGGUGAACAACAGCCACUGUUCCAGUGGCUCUAAUCUGGAAGCCAGCAGACACCUCAGCAGGAGCAACAUUGAUAUUCCUCGUAGCAAUGGAGAAGAUCCAAAGAAGCAGCUGCCACGAAAAAGGAGUGAUUCAUCCACUUAUGAAAUGGACACGAUAAAGCAGCAUCAAGCCUUUCUUUCAAGUUUACAUUCUAGUGUCCUGAGAAACGACCCCACAUCCAGGCGAUCCAGCAGCUCCACGAUGCUGGAUGGAGGAAAUAUUGGGAAGUUUGACUUUGAGAUCACAGACUUCUUCCUCUUUGGCUCUCCCUUGGGUCUGGUGCUUGCACUGCGGAAAACUGUAAUUCCAGCUCUUGACAUCUUUCAGCUCAGACCAGCUUGCCAGCAGGUCUAUAACCUGUUCCACCCUGCAGACCCAUCUGCUUCACGCCUCGAGCCUCUUCUGGAGAGGAAGUUUUACCUUUUGCCCCCCUUCAAUAUUCCCCGGUACCAGAGGUUCCCGCUGGGUGAUGGCAACUCUGCAGUUUUGGUUGAGACAAUCCAGAACAAUCCCAUCCUCCUCAUGGAAAGUAGCCCUCUGGGUGCUCUCCAGCACCAGGACAGCUUCAUGGAAACAAGUAUCCCCGUUCCCGUACUGAAUUGGCAAGAUGUUUCCAAUAAAAGUGCUGGUUGUGCUGAGUCAGAUGUUGUUCAGUCUCAUGGUGCCGUCUUCAUGGAAAACGCGUCCCUGUCCACCCCCAUUUCAGCCCCUCAGUUCAGGGGCUUCCGGAGAGCCAGUGAGAUCAGCAUUGCCAGCCAGGUCUCAGGAAUGGCAGACAGUUACACUGCUUCCAACAUAGCCAACAAAACCAAACACCACCCUAAUCAUUGUAGAGGGUUUAGCCUUCUAUCCCAACUUGCCCUCCCUCACAAAUCCCCUACCCAAACCUCGUUCAGGAGGCGUAGGCAGCAUAAACAUGAAAUCCCUGCCAAGGGGAGGAAGCUCAAAGGGCCACGGAGCCGGGCUGCAGGCUGUGCUCUUCGGAUACCAGACCUGGACAUCAAGACAGUUGCUGCCAAGUGGUGGGGAACCAAACGGAUCGACUACGCCCUGUACUGCCCCGAUGCCCUCACGGCUUUCCCCACGGUGGCUCUGCCUCACCUCUUCCACGCCAGCUACUGGGAGUCCACGGAUGUUGUCUCCUUCCUGCUCAGACAGGUGAUGAGACACGAGAACUCGAGUGUUUUGGAGCUGGAUGGGAAGGAGGUGUCUGUAUUCACACCCUCCAAGCCUCGUGAGAAGUGGCUCCGCAAGAGGACAAAUGUGAAGCUCCGGAACGUCACAGCCAACCACAGGAUCAAUGACACCAUUGCUAAUGAGGAUGGGCCCCAGACCUUAACUGGGAGGUUCAUGUAUGGUCCAUUAGACAUGGUCACCCUCACAGGAGAGAAGGUGGACAUCCACAUCAUGACCCAGCCACCGUCGGGGGAGUGGGUGUACUUUGACACGGAGAUCAGCAACAGCAGUGGCAGGAUUUCCUACGUGAUCCCCGAGGAGCGGCGCCUGGGCAUUGGCGUCUACCCUGUCAAGAUGGUGGUCAGGGGCGACCACACGUUUGCUGACAGCUACAUCACGGUGCUGCCGAAGGGGACGGAGUUCGUGGUGUUCAGCAUCGACGGCUCCUUCGCAGCCAGCGUGUCCAUCAUGGGCAGCGACCCCAAAGUCCGCGCCGGGGCCGUGGACGUUGUAAGGCACUGGCAAGACCUCGGCUACCUCAUUAUCUAUGUCACGGGCCGCCCUGACAUGCAGAAGCAGAGGGUGGUGGCGUGGUUAGCACAGCACAACUUCCCCCAUGGGAUCGUGUCCUUCUGCGAUGGGCUGGUCCACGACCCGCUGCGGCACAAGGCCAACUUCCUCAAGUCCCUCAUCACCGACCUGCACAUGAGGAUCCACGCAGCGUAUGGAUCCACCAAGGACAUCUCGGUGUACAGCUCCAUCAGCCUCCCGCCCACGCACAUCUACAUCGUUGGCCGACCCACCAAGAAGCUGCAGAGCCAGUGCCAGUUCAUCACGGAGGGCUACGCCGCCCACCUGGCACAGCUGGAGUACAACCACCGCGCGCGCCCCGCCAAGAACACCACGCGCAUGGCGCUGCGCAAGGGCAGCUUCGGGCUGCCCAGCCAGGCCGAGUUCCUGCGCAAGAGGAAUCACCUGCUGCGCACCAUCUCCUCCCAGCCCUCGGCCAGCGGCGCCGGCCACCGGCCCGAGCGCACCCAGAGCCAGUCGGACAGCGACAAGGACAGGGACAGGGAGCGCAGCCAAAGGAGCAUGAGCAUCGCCACGGGCUGCUGGGGCCGGAGCGCCGCGUCCCGCCUGGAGUCUGGCCUCUUGGGGCAGAAGUAGCCAGGCCAGAGCCAGGAUUGUCAGCUGCAGCCACCAGAGGAGAAAAUAAAAGGAAAGAGGGACGAGGCCAGUGUUUCGGGCUGGAAGGGUAAAUAUGGUGCUACUCUAAUAACACGGUGUUCUGGGAGGAGACGGGAUGGUUCCCACACAGAACGUGCAGGCCUUGCAGCGGGAGCGUCAGGUUUGUGCAGCGUGAGCCCAAGGAACAGCUGGAAAUCGGGGGGGAAGUCUCCAGAUCAGGACGGCGCUCUCUCCUGCCUCCUCCUCCUCUCUCUCAUCCAGGGUCAGUGACUGUAAAUACGUGCCUCCUCCUCGCCUUGUUAGCCAUCGCUCCAACACGGUGACCGAGUGCUGUCCUCAGAGCCCCAGGAACAGGGCAUGAGGCUGGGGGAGCUUGUUCUGGGCUGUCCCGGGAGUCAGACUGGGGGCUCCGGGGUUGGGUAAUGCGCCGCUCCCCCGGCCCAGAGAGGGAUUUGUCGUGGGCUGUGCCAGGCAGAGCGACCGAGGGCUUUUCCUGGACAGAGAUCUCCACGUGCAGCCACGUUCUGGAGGAGCUGGUGCAGUGUAAAGCUCGAGGAGCUGGUGCAGUGCAAAGCUGAAGCUGCAUCGAUGCCAUUGGCAGAAACAGAAAUGUCGGCAGAUUUGUGCCCAACACAGCGGGGUCAUUAUUGUUACUACUGUUAUUUUUUAAAGAGACCUUUUAGAAGCUGAUGGAAUUUAAUGUGUUGACCUAUUAAAAGAGGAAUACAAGCUAUUUUGUUUGAGCUGUUACAAACCUCAGACACUUAAUUUGCUGUUAAAGUCUCCAAAUAGUCUCACUAUGUAUUAUUUCCAACAAGUAACCACCAUAUAUUUGGAAACAGCUGAAGGCACUCAGCAGCGGGAUUGCAUUGCAGUUCUUCUCAUCCAAAUGCAGGGUCUGACUCUCUCAACACCCACCUCUGAGACCUUUCUUCUUCCCAGGUUCUCUCCAAGUUCAGUAGCAGCUUUCAUGGGAACUAGACUCGCUUCUUUUACCUAUAGUUACUGAACUGUAAAACCUCAUUGUUUUUUGCACUGAUGAUUUUUAGAAUGGAAACCUGUUACCAUCUCAUGUAGCUACACCAGUGUUUGUAGUGCAUGACAAUGAAAUAUUGCUAAGCCAGGGUGUGUGUGGAUAUCUAUACAUAUAUACACACACACAUAUAUAUAUAUGUAUAUAUUUAAAAAAACACAAACAAUCUGUGCAGAAGUUUUUCCAGCAGUAAGGAGACUGUAAGGAAGUGUGCCAACAAUGUCAGGCAACCUUAAGAAAAGGCCAUAUCUUAAUUUUUCUGGUGUGUUUCUCAGUGGAUGUGCCUGAGGCGCUGGGUUUGUGCUGCUGGAGCGAGCUGGCGGGCGCGUGGCAGAGGGCUGGCACCCCGGUGACACCCAGACAGGGACAGAGAACAGUGCCUGGAGCCAGGGCUUGCCAAAAAGCCCCUCAGUCCUGUCCCUCCCAGGGCCAGAAAAGGUUCUCUCCUUGCACACACCUCCUGGGGCGGAGGGACAUCCACACAGGAGGUUCUGGAGUGCCCAUUCACAGGCUCCAGUUGGCCUCUUCACAUGGAGAUUUUAUAAUCCUACCGAGCUCCCUGACUGUGUGUAAAGCUCCCUGCUUUCCCCACCACACUUUCCUGUCUUUAUAUCACUUUCUACUUACGAGGAUCUUAUUUAUAACAGAGAAUUUUUUAGACUGGCUGCUUCAUUUUCUUACCAGUUUCAAUAAGAACGGUGCAGGACGGCCGCACUGAGAUCCACAGCACUGUGAACGCUGCUCUGCUCCCUGCCCCUGGGCCACGGCAGACAAAUCCAACUCAUCCAACUCAUGUGUUCGUGGUGUGGAGGGUCCAGGCCGAGGCAGAGCAGGGACAGUGCGGAGCUGCCGCCGGCAUCCGAGCCCCUGGAGCGCUCAGACCCGACUGCAAAACGUUUAACCACUUCUCUUUGGUAAUUAGCCAAUUACAGAAUGUACCUGAUGACUUUUUCUUACUGGAAACUGACUUCCCUUUCUGCUGACUCAGCUUGGCUCUCUCUGAAUGUACAUCCAGAGCUUUUACUGGGUUUGAAAACAAUGCAAAUUUGUCCCAGCUUUUUGCUAGCCGAAUGUUCUAUCAAACAGAUGCCAUCUGAGUAGGAAGCCAAGCCACAAUCCAUCCUGUGAAGUCACCAAACCACAUCACUAAAUAAUUUCUGCAAAUUUGGAUAUGGCCUUUGCAAAAUUCACCUUUCCUCCAAAUCCAGAACCGAGGCGUUACCUGUACAUUUUCCAGUGUUGAUGAGAUGUUCACAUUUUCUUAUGUGUAGAUAGUGUAAAACAGAGGCGAAUGUAAAUGUUCAACAUAAAAAGUGGAUAUAUAAAAUUGAAAGUUAUUUAUUUAUGUAGAGGGGAAAAAAAUGUCUGGAGGGACUGGAACCUUCAGGGUUUAUUAAUAUUUUAAAAAUGUAGCUUUUUGUUUCAGGCAUUAUGUACAAAGCAAUUAUUUUAUGGACCAAGUUUAAUGUAACUGUCAAUGAAUGCAGAAGUGCAAUAUGAUACUCACCCUCUCCAUCACUUCAUGUUUCCAACAGCUCCUAACCAGUUAGCCUGACAAUCACAGCACCUCCGUCCUCAUCCUUUGUCGAGCUUCUUGAACCUUUCCCUGGCCCCCCAUCUGUUGCCAUUGUACGGAUCCAACACGGAGAAGCAAUUGUAGAGCAGGACCUUUAUUGCUGCAAUAAUACCCGGGGAGGUGGGUGUAGUCAACAGGAAAUAAUGCCAGUAAGUUUUUCUUCACCGACUCAGUCCAUCCCCGUCUCCAUCUCUCAAUCCUCAGCCGCCCCCAUCUGGCACUCAUCCCUCUGAAGCAGAGGUCAACACUCACAGAACAAUAGCAAUAGUUUAACUCUGUGUUUAUAACCUGUUUGUCCCGAGCUGUUUUGGAGAGCAAUGCAUGUGACCUGAUGCCUUUCCACGUGUAUGGAAGAGGAUCCGUUUGGACGUGGUGAGGGAAAGAUUGAUGUAUAUUCCAUCCUUACUGAAGGGGCACUGUCAGGGUAAAGACCUAACUUAUCCUUGUUACGAGUAACUUGUUUGCUUUGAAAGGAGAGAAUGGGAAGUUUCUUGUCCUCCCUCGGCCAUUGUCUGGGCAGCCCUCGGUGACAGCCCACGUCCUGGUCUGCACAUCAGCACAACACAGCCUCGGGCUUUGGGGUUGCUUUUCCGUUUCCAUGGGAAUCAAACUCUGCUGCGGAGCUCAGAUUUUUUAUGAAAAGCAGCUUUUUAUAUUACUGCACCCUUAGGCCAGACUUUCUACCUGAUGCUGUCCCUUUAAAGUCUUUUAAAAAACCAGUGAGAGGAACCCGUGCAUUCCCUCCGAGUCGUUUUCCUGUUUGCUCAGAUCACUCAGUCAGAUGAGGCGAAAUCCUAAUACCAAAAACCGUUUACAGUGUCGGGGGCACGAGCCCAGAGCAGGAAUCAGCCAAAGGGUCACCACCACCCUCCCGCCCGCCCAGCAGCCGCCGUGCUUGCUGUAGCAGCCCCUUCUUCAGGUAUCGCCACUGUUUGCUGCAUUUCCUAUUAGUUCUAGAAGCCUUACGGUCCCCUCCCUCUGCCUGUUGAUACCCUCGACUGUCAAUUUUAUAUUCCAACAAUGUUAAUUAUAUUUUAUUUAUAAAAAAUUGCUCUAGGGGUACCAGCUGUGCGUGGGGAACCAGCGGGGGGAUGCCCGAGGGCUCCGGCUCCGCCCCACCUGUGCAGUGCCGUGCCGAUGACUCGCUUAUGUGUGGCAAACCUUCUGUACAACUUCCUUCUCCUCCUUGCUGUUAGUGCAUCGUUCCAAUGCCUGGUGUGCUUUGUGUACAGUAUCAUUGUGAGUUACACAGAUUAAAGAAAUGGGAAGGCUC